GUGAGUGCGAUGUGAUGUGGCAGAGGCAGGGGUCCAGGCGUCCACCUGGGCAAACGCAACCUACCAUUUAAUAUAGUAGCCAAGUAUACCUAUUGGCUAACCAAUUAGGCAGCCAUUAUGGGGCGCCCCACCCAUUAAUCCUGCUACACUAGCAAGAAUUAUCCCAGUAGCCUAGGUAUCAGGUCACGAGGCUAUCUGAUUUGCAUCCUCUGGUCAUUCUUGAAAACGACAGCGAGUUACAGGAAAUGUUGGCAACGGGCAACCAUUUCGUUUAUACGACAUUUCCCUCGCUAAACUGAAACUUUUUCGGACAGUUGCAGCGCAUGGAUACUGGAUAAAUAACCACUCAUUUUGUAAGGCUAGUUAGAAACGAAACAUGUCUUACUGUAACACAAACUGCGUUGAAAAGCCUGUUGCCGCUGCCUUUAAGGUACUUGGGCGUUGCAUCGGUAAAUAUCCGUGGUUGUUUUUCAUUCUUCCUCUGAUGAUAUCGUGCGGACUCGGAGGAGGAUUUUACUUUCUUCAUCAGAGAGAGGUACAUAACAUUGAGGACCAGUUCACGCCACUAAACGGCCCAGCGAAAGAGGAGAGGGCGUUUGUCAAACAACAUUUUCCUCCAGGCAAAGAUUUCUCCCAAUUGAAGCUCUAUACCGAGGGCGUGUAUGCGUCGUUUAUCCUGGUGAAGAAGCCUAAUAUACUCACUGUAAAGGCGUUUCAAGAAAUAAUGACAUUAGACGAGCGAGUGAAAAGUCUCAAGACAAGUACAAACAAGACAUUUGAAAACCUGUGUGCUAAGAAGAAAAACAAAUGUGUCUCGAAUGACGUUUUAGAUAUUGUAACGUAUAAGGCUAGCAACAUUGACAAUAUGACUAUAUAUUACCCAUUUCAUGGAAAAACAUUUUUUGGAACAGUUAUUGGCGGUGUUAAAUAUAGACCAGAAACUAAGGAAAUUCAGAGCGCCGAUGCGAUACGAUUGUUCUACUACUUAGAAGAAGACCUCGGAAAUGAAACUGAUGCCUGGCUGAGUUUGUUUAUUGACACUUUCUCAUCGGAGACAAAAUAUGCUGAAUGGGGCUCUAUAUCCAUUUUCACAUCAUUGUCAAGAGAAGAAGAGCUGAAAAAGAAUAGCAAAAGUGUGACCCCCUUGUUUUCCAUCACAUAUUUUUUGGCCAUCAACAUAUCUAUUCUUUCUUGCCUAAGGUUGGACUGUGUGAGGAACAAGGUAUCUGUGGCCUGCUUUGGGGUGUUUUCUGCAGGGCUGUCUGUGCUGUCCAGUUUCGGCCUGCUUCUGUAUUGUGGGAUGCCAUUUGCAAUAACUGUGACGACCUCUCCCUUCCUGAUUCUUGGUAUUGGUGUGGAUGACAUGUUCAUCAUGAUCUCCUGCUGGCAGAAGACGAGGGUUCAUGACAAGGUUGAAGAUCGCAUGGCAGAGACGUACAAGGAGGCGGCAGUCUCCAUCACCAUCACCACUCUGACUGAUGCCUUGGCCUUUUACAUCGGCCUCCUGACUCCUUUUCGCUCUGUGCAGUCCUUCUGCAUGUACACCGGCACAGCCAUCCUCUUCUGCUACAUCUACAACAUCACAUUCUUCGGUGCUUUUCUGGCCCUGAAUGGACGACGAGAGGGAAGCAACAGACACUGGCUUACAUUCAGGAAGGUUGAAACUCCAAAUCCAGACAACAAGGGCAAUGCCUGCUCAGUUGGAGGAGCUUAUGAUCACCAAACAGGUGCAGAGGAGGAAAUGCCCAUCAAUGUCUUCUUCAAGAAGUAUUAUGGUCCAUUCUUAACUAAAAGAUACACCAAGGUCUUUGUUAUUUUGCUCUAUUUUGUAUAUGUGGGUGUGAGCAUGUAUGGUUGUUUUCAGAUGAAAGAGGGUAUAGAUCUGAAAAACUUAGCUACAGAUGACUCAUACGUAGUUAAUUACUAUGAUAAUGAGAAUCAGUAUUUCAAAGACUUUGGACCGUUUGUUAUGGUAAUUAUAAAAGACAAAACAUUUGAGUAUUGGAAUAAGACUGCACAAGACAAUCUCAUGGGUUGUGUUAGACAGUUCGCAAAUUCAGACAUGGUGCCCAAAAAUGUGACUAUUUCAUGGCUUGAUGCCUUUGUGGAAUAUGGAAAGGGUACUGGUUAUGAUUUCUCAGACCAGAAAACAUUCAUGAGUUUUUUACCAAGCUUUCUUAAACUGUCAGGCUUCAGUGAAGAUGUUGAUAUUCAAGAUGGUGUGAUUCAAGCUUCCCGAAUCUUUAUACCAACAGUUAAUGUCAGGACUGCAGUAGACGAAAAGAACAUGUUGAGUUUUUUUAGAGACACCGCUAGUAAAUGUGGUGAAUCUGCAAAUGGGGUAAACUUAAUGGUGUACCACCCAACAUUUAUUUACUUUGAUCAGUAUGCCGUCAUUGUCAGCAAUACCAUCCAGAACAUCAUAGUGGCUACUGUCGCUAUGCUUGUCAUUGCCCUUCUGCUGAUUCCACACCCUCUCUGUUCUCUGUGGGUGACCUUUGCCAUUGCCUCUGUAAUAGCAGGCGUAGCCGGUUUCAUGGCUUUGUGGGACGUUAAUCUGGACUCCAUCUCCAUGAUCAACCUGGUAAUCUGUAUCGGCUUUUCUGUUGACUUUUCUGCACACAUUUCUUACGCCUUUGUCUCAAGUGAAAAGAGAACAGCCAAUGGAAAAGCCAUAGAUGCUCUCUAUAACCUUGGGUAUCCAAUAAUCCAGGGAGCUUUAUCAACAAUUGCUGGGGUUAUUGUCCUGUCAGCAGCAAAGAGCUACAUCUUCAGAACCUUCUUUAAGAUCAUGUUUCUUGUCAUCUCCUUUGGGGCUGUCCAUGGACUUGUGUUUAUCCCAGUGUUUUUGACAUUCUUUGGGGUUUGUGGAAAAAAAGUAAGAACAGAAAGUGACAAAUCCAUCACCAACAAUAUAGAACUUAAAAAAAUGAACGAUACAUUAGAGCCCGACCAAAAUGGCAUUUUAAAGAACGAUACAGAUUUCGAUAUUUGAGGUUUCAAAAACUGAUAACCGACAUAUCGGUCGAUAGACAUCUUUAAACAACACAAUAUACAAAUUCUCUCCCAUAGCCAAGUUCUGAUGAAGGUGGGAUAUUAUGUGUUUAAAAAGGCCUAUCUGCUAUCUUAAUGAAAGGCUCUUAUACAGUAAUCUAUUAAAUAAUUAUUAUGAAAUAAAUAGUCGGGUCUUUGAUAACCACCAUUGCCACAAUCUACGUUGUAGGCUAUUCACAGUUCAUGCCUAAUGACGCUAUCCCUUCAUGUAAGAAAAGAAGAAGAAAUUUUACAAGUACGAUCUGUUACUUUUACUUUUAGCCUUUUUAAACCAUGCACUUCCUUACUUGGUGUAAACACCUUGUUGAAAUACAAGAAAUUGAAGACUGAAACUGUUUUUUAAGGAUGCAUCAUAGACAGGCAUCUAUGCCCUGCUGUUAUUUUAAACUGGCAUACCAUGGCAUUAGCUAAUUCUGGGAUGACAAUCGAAGGAGACAAUUACUGUGCUAUUAUCAAGUUACUUGGUACCUUUUGACGUAACAUUAAGAUGAUGACCAAUGGCUCUAAGGUCAACAUUAGGCUAUUGCAGUACAGUAAAAACGAAACAUGUCCGAUAAACACUCAGGUUUAUUUAGGCUUCCAGAAGAAAUUAUACAUUUGACGUGAAAAUAUCCUUAUACCAUGAAUACACAAGCCACUCCACAAAGCUAUGAAACAGCUUUGUCAGUGUAGUAAGUAGAACCAAAUUAAGCAUGUGUCUUGCAGCAAAAUGGUGGAUAAAUCACACAAUGACAAUACUAGUAGAAUUUUUAAUGAAGGAUCAAUGUUCGGUUUUCCUACACUUAAUUAAAAAAUAUUUAUCAUACGUUAUAAA
Messenger RNA from Alosa sapidissima (American shad), 3868 nucleotides. Its product is annotated as patched domain-containing protein 3-like. The coding region runs from base 377 to 2995 and encodes 872 amino acids. The transcript is spliced from 4 exons. Lineage: Eukaryota; Metazoa; Chordata; Actinopteri; Clupeiformes; Clupeidae. Gene Ontology annotation, cellular component: membrane. The record is from RefSeq and is a predicted model, not a curated record.